AUGGACGAGAUGUGGGCACAUAUUCAGCAGAAAUCAGUCACCAUGGGCAACCAGGGGAGCCAUACUACCGAUGACUCUGAACAAGGCAGAUACAAGAUCAUUCUAGGUGACGAUGACCUUAUACAGAGUAUUCCUGGUCCUGAGGGAGAAGACCCCGAAUCUCCCAAUCACGUCCUGGAUUUAAAAGUCACUGACUGGAGAACAACUGCUCCAUGUUUUGAUUUGGGAAUUGAUCAUUCGCGCACCACGGUUCUCUUUGAAAGCCACCUUGAUUGGAUAGAUGACAGCGUUCACUUCUCGUUCAAGCUGCCUGCUGACUACCCUGGCGGCCGAGCUCAGGUUCUGAAGCGGGUACGACAGCUUUGCGAUGGAAGCAAGCCACUGGGAAUCACAGACAUCCAUCUCGGCAAAUUUGCCAUCGGUAAACACUUGUCAGCCACGAAGAAAGGCCGCAAGAAGAAGCACCAGUGGACAAGCGGCUUCUGGGCCUAUGGAUGCAAGAUCAACUGGCUCAAGCGCACUGAGAGUUCCAAAAAUGUGCACUUCAAGUUUGCGGCGGAAGAAGAUGAGGCCGUGAUCUUUGUAGUGGAUGAAACCAACCCAGAUUUCAGGUCAGCUGUUGGCACUGAGAUGCGCAAAUUCAUGGAUAUCAUGGUAUUGCCUGUCCGAAUCUGGCUGCGCAUCCGUGACUUGGCGAAGAAUUAUGAAAAGGCCAAGGCUGAGCGCCAAGGGGAAGUAGAUGCGAUUCUGACUGCAGCGCAAGGGACAGCAGGCCUAGGCCCGAUCGUUAUGAGUUCGCAACAGGACAUACAACGGAACUUUGCCACAUUGCUUAGAAGACUCAAUCAAGCAUCUGACACAGAUGAUGUCGGCGAAACCGAAGAAGUUGUCGAUGAACUCACUGUGAGCCAGAGCAGUCAGAGCCAGGUAACUUUACAUGAAUCGCAUGAAGAAUUGAAUGAACAAUCGCAUGAAAAACUGCAUGAGCAAUUGCAUGAGCAAUCGCAAAGAACGGACAAGGACGUGGAUCUUGGAAGCACGGAAGAAAAGCCCCCCGGGCUGAAGGAGAAGGCAGCAGAGCAAUCGACCUCAGUCGCACCUCCCGUGAUUGAGGUUGAUGAGGCGGAGACGCAGAGACGCAUGCAGGCAAAGGCUGAGAAGCACAGACAGAAGAAGGCCGCUUACAAGGCUCGCAAGAAGGCUGCCAAAGCACAGCAAGCCCUGGAAGAAUUUGGAAAGACAGGAAGUUCAGGGAACGAACCAUCAAAGCAAGGAGAAGCUCGCGAUGGGGAAGUCAGCGAUGCAGCGGGUCCACUGGCCGUUGCGUUGCCUGCACAUCUCUCUAUAAAUUCGCCCGCAUCCUUGACUGAUUCGUUCACCACUGCACCCUUUUCCCCCUCUUCCAACUCUGCAGUCUCCACAAUCUCCGACGUCGCGUAUUCCGCGUCAUGA
Penicillium macrosclerotiorum is the source of this 1452-nucleotide messenger RNA. RefSeq lists its product as uncharacterized. NCBI's taxonomy places the organism in Eukaryota, Fungi, Ascomycota, Eurotiomycetes, Eurotiales, Aspergillaceae. The transcript has 3 exons. The coding region runs from base 1 to 1452 and encodes 483 amino acids. The record is from RefSeq and is a predicted model, not a curated record.